Messenger RNA from Trichoderma citrinoviride, 1081 nucleotides. RefSeq lists its product as hypothetical. Gene Ontology annotation, biological process: urea transmembrane transport; spermidine transport; putrescine transport. Gene Ontology annotation, molecular function: urea transmembrane transporter activity; putrescine transmembrane transporter activity; spermidine transmembrane transporter activity. The record is from RefSeq and is a predicted model, not a curated record. Lineage: Eukaryota; Fungi; Ascomycota; Sordariomycetes; Hypocreales; Hypocreaceae. Gene Ontology annotation, cellular component: plasma membrane. The annotation marks the transcript as partial. The transcript has a single exon.
CAUCAAGGCCAGAUACGGCAAGGCGGCGCACUUCACCUUUAUCGUCUUUGGCCUCAUGACCAACAUGCUGGUCUCCCUCAUGCUAAUCACCGGAGGAGCAGCAACUGUGAAUGCCUUGACCGGGAUGCAUGGCGUAGCGGCCAUCUUCCUUAUCCCCAUUCCCGUCGUGGCUUAUACGGUUUCCGGCGGCCUUAAAGCCACGUUCAUUACAGACUACAUUCACACGUUUGCCGUUCUCAUCAUCAUCAUGAUCUUUGCACUCAAGACCUACGCCACCUCGGAUGUUCUUGGAAGUCCGUCUGCCGUGUACGAUCUGCUCGUCAAAGCCGCCCAGGCCCACCCCGUCUCCGGCAACCGCGACGGCAGCUACCUCACGAUGAAGUCUCAGGGCGGCGCCAUCUUCUUCGUCAUCAAUAUCGUUGGAAACUUCGGGACCGUGUUCUUAGACAACGCUUAUUACAAUAGAUCCAUAGCAGCCUCUCCUAUUCAUGCGUUGCCGGGAUACAUCAUGGGAGGCGCGGCGUGGUUCGCGAUCCCGUGGUUGACGGCGACGACACUCGGCCUGGCGGCGCUCGCGCUCGAAUCCACCCCCCAGUUUCCGACGUACCCCAACCGCCUGACGGACUCGCAAGUUUCAGCUGGUCUGGCUCUGCCGUAUGCUGCGGUAGCCCUCAUGGGCAAGGGUGGUGCCAUUGCCACUCUCAUCAUGCUGUUUUUGGCCGUCACCUCGGCCUUCAGUGCUGAGCUGGUAGCGACCUCCACCAUCUUCACAUACGACAUUUACCGGACGUACUUCCGACCUAGUGCCAGCAGCAAGAGCCUAGUUUCGAUUUCUCAUAUGAGCAUGGUGGCUUAUAUGCUUGUCGUCUGCUGCAUCUCCACGGGCUUGUGGUACAAUGGCAUCUCCAUGGGCUAUCUCUACCUGCUCAUGGGCGUGCUCAUCUCGGCAGCUGUGAUCCCGGCGACCUUGACCCUGCUGUGGAACGGCCAAAAUCGCUGGGCAGCCAUCAUUUCUCCUAUCCUGGGCACAAUCUGUGCCAUUGUUGCCUGGCUGGUUACUGCCAAGAAGACGUGCGGCAAG